This is a messenger RNA of Stegostoma tigrinum, 851 nucleotides long. RefSeq lists its product as uncharacterized. The coding region runs from base 136 to 762 and encodes 208 amino acids. The transcript is spliced from 6 exons. Lineage: Eukaryota; Metazoa; Chordata; Chondrichthyes; Orectolobiformes; Stegostomatidae. The record is from RefSeq and is a predicted model, not a curated record.
UGUGAGUAUAAUUUUCUCUGUGCUAUAAUACGGAAGCCUGUUACUGUGUAUAGAUUGUACUCUGGGAUUAGCAGAAAUGAAAUAAACGUCUUCAAUAACAACAGAUCAUUACUCCCAUUUCAAUCCGUGCAUUGUAUGACUGAGAAACUGAUUUCUUACAGAUGGAGUACCAUAUCAACGACGGAAGAGAAACUGCCACUAAUUACACAAGAACCAAGGAGUGUAAUGUCCAGAAAACCAAUGCCAAAAGAGCAGAAGGCGGCGAGGGACAUUGCCAAAAUUGAGGCAGGAAAUAUUGCCAUUCUAGAAAAACUGGCUUCAAUAAUGACUCCACGUGUAGGUGGUGCCACAUGGAACAGCUAUAACUUGAAGAGCCUGAGUGCAUCUAAAUACCCUACCAGGAUGCCAAAAAUUGCACCGACUAGGAAUGUAGUAAAUCAGAGUAGCAACCGUCCAAGGGACUUGAAGCUGAAGGAAGUCCCUAUGAGAAAGGAGAGCAUUGAAGCAGCCAAUCUUCUCAUGCUAGAAAGACUAGCUAAGGUAAUGGCUCCUACUCCAGGUGGACCAAGUUGGAAGGACUAUGAAUCAAAAAUUUAUGGAGCAAAUCACCGAUCAACAGGGCUUCCUAGCAUUCCCAAGGACAAGGGUGGAAUGAAACAGAAGAAACAGAAAUAUAGCACAAGCGACCAGAAUGAUAACUGGAAGGACAUAAACCAAAAGCUUCCUCCUGUCUCUUCAAACAAUAAGAAAAAUGAGAACUGAGAGACCACCAUUAAGGAUUUGAUAAGAAGCUGGAGUGAUAGUUCAGUGACAUCUGCUAUUUGAAGUGCUCUGUUGAUAAACUGUGUUGA